AUGGGCCCCGGCCGGGGGUGCGGGGAGGCCGGGCAGCCGUUCACGCCAGCCCGGGGAUGCGCCGCUCGGGCUAGGCCGCGCCGGCUCCGAGCGGCUCCGGGCCGCACCCCCCCGACCCCCGGCUGGGCUGUGCCGCCUUUCGGCCGGGCCGCGCCGCUCCGCCUACUCUCAGCCGCCGCAGCCGGCCGCCCGCCUCGCUCCUCCCCUGCCCUCAGCGGCACUGCUCCGCGCCCGGCACACAGGCAGCCGCCGCCGGACCUGCUGCUCCCAACAUGGCCGCCGCCACCGCCGGCCCUCGGCUCUUUCCGCCGGCGGCAGCCGGAAACAUCCGAAGCGGCCUGGGACGGGAGGGCGGCCGGCCUGCUGCUCCCGGCCACCGACUACGGGCGGAUUCCGGAAACGCCGAAGAAGGCAACCCCCGGGGACGCGCGCGCCUCCGCGACCCCGAGGACCGGGCUUCGGCUCUGUUUUCGGAAAUCCACGAAGCGACUCCGGGUGCCCUGGCCCCGCCCACAGGCCUGGCCCCGCCCACUCCGGCUGGCUCUCGGCAGUUUCCGGAAACACCCGAAGCCGCCCGCGUGCGGAGAGCCGGCCCCGCCCACGCCCCGCCCCGCAGCCAGCGGCGUCGGCCAUUUCCGGCAACACCCGAGGCCCGGCGAGCCCCGGGUCAUUCCCUCGAGUGGAGCCGAGUCCAACUCUUCGCUUCUUUCCGUCAGUUGUCGGCUAUUUUCAGACCUUGAACGGGGAGCGGGGAACUCCUGUGCGUGCUGCUAUUUGACUAAAUAG
Pipistrellus nathusii (Nathusius's pipistrelle) is the source of this 786-nucleotide messenger RNA. Lineage: Eukaryota; Metazoa; Chordata; Mammalia; Chiroptera; Vespertilionidae. The record is from the annotation of a GenBank genome assembly.